AUGAACACUGUUAUGGGAUCGCUUGUGGCUAUCUCAGGUGGCGCCCCCAUCUUUCGACCCUGGGCCGCGUUGGUGGUGGGCGCCGUGGCGGCUCUGCUGGUGCUGGCCGCCAUACCGCUGCUGGACCGGCUGCGCGUGGACGACCCGACCGAGACGUUCGCGGCUCACGGCGUGUGCGGCCUCUGGGGGCUCCUCGCCAUCGGCCUGUUCCCCGAACGCGACACGCUCAUGGACUACACGCACGGCCGCUCAGGGCUGUUCGCCGCCGGAGGAGACGCCAGCCUGCUCGCCGUGCAAGCGGCGGCCGCCGCUUGCAUCAUCGCCUGGGCUGUCGGGGCCUCGACACUGCUGCUGCUCCUGAUCAAGUACACGAUCGGACUGCGCAUGACGGCUGAGCAAGAGAUCCUGGGUCCUGACCUCGUGGACCACGACAUCGAGCACGACUACAACUCGCCUUUUCUCCGCGCUCUGCAAGAACACUACCGCGCUGGUCGCAAGCUGAAGGCACUCAAGAUCAAAGUGGACAUUCUAAGAGAAUAA
Rhipicephalus microplus (southern cattle tick) is the source of this 540-nucleotide messenger RNA. RefSeq names its product putative ammonium transporter 3. Gene Ontology annotation, biological process: ammonium transmembrane transport; ammonium homeostasis. The record is from RefSeq and is a predicted model, not a curated record. Gene Ontology annotation, molecular function: ammonium channel activity. NCBI's taxonomy places the organism in Eukaryota, Metazoa, Arthropoda, Arachnida, Ixodida, Ixodidae. Gene Ontology annotation, cellular component: plasma membrane.